GGAGAUAGAGGGAGAGAUGCAGUUUGACCCCAUUUGGGUCCCGAGCAAACCCUAUGCUCAUCUCUCUCUCCUUCCUGGGGUGGACUCAGAUGAGUGGGACACAUGCCUUCCUCCCCCUAUUCCACUCCCAAGUUGAUCUGAGUAUCAUCAGGGGCCCAAAGUACAGAAUUGUUCUUUGCUUUUUCUUGAAUGCUCCAAAGGCCAAACUUCUGGGGCUGGGGGUUGGUCUUGGAAACAGGGGUCUUCUGACUUCCCCAUGGGGGCUUGCUCAUACAGCCCCUCCCGGUGGAUGUGUGUGUUUAUUAUGUGGAGUCCCUGCCACUUACUGCCUUAUGACCUAGGACUGAUGCUGUGGGGUGCUGGUGGAGCAGCUGAUGUCGUGUUUACAGAGCAAGGCUUCCCUGUCUCCCAUUGGGAGGGGCUUGGGCCUCUAGUCAGACAUUCCCGCAGAGGGUCGGUGGAGGGGUCAUUCACCUGCCCCUGCAGCAAGCAAAAGUUGUCUGUGGUGCCAUUUGAUUCCCUGACACUGCCCCCUGCUUGAAUUGAUUCUGAAGGGUAGGGUGGGAAGGUGAGCAAAGGGAGCAGAAACAAGGGAAUUCAAGACCCAGAAUGUAGGUGCCACUGCCUCCUAUGUUUACAGGAUCCUCCGUGGCCCUAGGCACCUGGGCUGCAGGAAGUGACUCCGUUCCACUCCUCCUUUAUUCCCUUAAAAAGGGAAAAAUGACUGUUACGACCCUGUUCACAAAACUCUUACUUUUGCUAUUUUGUCUGCUGUCCAGAACUGAAGACUUUAAAAUUUUGUGACUGUUUACAAGUCCAGAUUCAAAAAAUGUUUUUACUUUGUUUACAACUCAAAACUUUGAGUUUUAUACUUUGUUUACAGUAGAUAAUUUUUUUUCCCUUUGUUUACAAGUGAAAGGUAGGGAAAGUGGGAGAGGGACUUGGCGGACCCACCUGUGAGGACCCUGACCUGGCCAUCUUGAGGGCUUUUCUAACCACCAGCUCUCCCAGGCCGAAGGUCAGCCUUGAGUCCCCUGUCUAACAGCAGACCCAGAAGACCUUGAGAGUAGGCGUCCUCUAACCACUGGGGAGAGUGGCUGUGCAGGGUUGGGGGGUGGUCUGUGCAGACACCUCCUCACCCACCACCCCAUGCAUACUCUUGGGAAGCAGUUUCCUGGGAGAUUAGAAAUUCUACUUCCCUGAUUGGAGCUAAAUCCCACCAGCCAGGACCCAAACUCUCCUUACCCAGAAGGACCCCAGCUCUUGAAGGGCUGAGUGGCCUGCUGGGGGGUGGGAGGGUGUCUUUGCUAUGUCCUAGGUUUCGUAGAUGCCCCUCUCUGGGGUUCCCCUCCUCCAGCCCAGCGGCCCUCUUUCCUGUCUGUGUAAAUUGUUCCGUGAAGCCGCGCUCUGUUUUGGGAAUAAACUUCUAUAGAAAACAGUUGUUGCCUUUUCCUGUUGGGGGCUGGGGAGGUAGGAUGGAAGCUGUGAAUGAUUCAAGCCAGACUGACCUUUGGGAGGAAUCUGAGCCCCUCCCAAGAAUAUCCAGCUACUUUUAGCCCAUUUCAUGGCAGAUCUCUUUCACCUUGAAAUCUGGCCCCUCACUUUGUGAUUGGGGCCUGAUGUUGGAGCACAGGUGCUGAGAAUAAGGCGCUAAGGGAAGCCUCCCCGCUGGUCAAGGCAACGGCAACAGGACUUCCUAAUUCUUCAGGGUCUGCAGCCCUGACCCGGCAUUUUUUGUCCUCACCUGGGGUGAAACUGCUCUUGCAGUUCCUGCCUUGCCCACCCAACAGCACUGACGCCCACCCAACAACACUGACCCCCACCAUUCUCCUCGGCGGCCCGCGCAGUAACCUUCUGGGAGCUAUGUCCGGUCUGUGCUUAGUGCAGCAGAGGGGAUCCUCCAACCAUUUCUGGCCUGGGUGGCCAGAGUUAAAAGGGGCUCUGGGUCUCAAAGACAUGCGUAGUCUCAGAAAGCCUGCGGGUGGCGCUCUCAGCUGAAGGCAUGAGAGGCCCCACAGACCUGGAUACCCUACGAGUUAAGGCUGGGGUCACCGGCCAGUGGAGUUUCCCUUUCCCACUCCGUGAGUACCUUCCGCCGAGCCAGGACCUGGGAUCAGUUUCAACCUACUCAGGGCCCGGGGGCGCGACUGCGGCCAGCCUGGCGCGGGUGCUUAGUUCCAGUUCUGCAGUCCCAUCCAGCUCCGGGAAGACGGCCGGGCGAGCAGCGAGAGGCCUCAUAGGCCAGGUCGCCGGGGAGGAAGCGGUUAAAUCCUCCUUCUCCAGUCUCACCCCGCCCGGCGCGCGCCACUUAGGCCCCGCCCCAGCGCGCUGAUUGGCCCAAGCCUCCCCGUCCUGCCCCGGGAUUAGCCCCCGGGAGCGCGCAGCUGGCCUCACGCGGUCCCGGCGCCGCCUUCCGGAGCGUAGAGGCCUCUAGCCCGAGCAGCAGGAGCAGCCCGCACCGGACAACUUGCGAGCCAUGGGGCUGGCGGAUGCGUCGGGACCGAGGGACACGCAGGCACUGCUGUCUGCAACACAAGCAAUGGAGCUGCGGAGGCGAGACUACCACAUGGAACGGCCGCUGCUGAACCAGGAGCAUUUGGAGGAGCUGGGGCGCUGGGGCUCAGCACCUAGGACCCGCCAGUGGCAGACCUGGUUGCAGUGCUCCCGUGCUCGGGCCCGUGCCCUUCUACUCCAACACCUCCCGGUUUUGGUCUGGUUACCCCGGUAUCCUGUGCGUGACUGGCUCGUGGGUGACCUGUUAUCCGGCCUGAGUGUGGCCAUCAUGCAGCUUCCACAGGGCUUGGCCUACGCCCUCCUGGCUGGAUUGCCCCCUGUGUUUGGCCUCUAUAGCUCCUUCUACCCCGUCUUCAUCUACUUCCUGUUUGGCACUUCCCGGCACAUCUCUGUGGGGACCUUUGCUGUCAUGUCUGUGAUGGUGGGCAGUGUGACAGAAUCCCUGGCCCCGCAGGCCUUGAACGACUCCAUGAUCAAUGAGACAGCCAGAGACGCUGCCCGGGUACAGGUGGCCUCCACGCUCAGUGUCCUGGUUGGCCUCUUCCAGGUGGGGCUGGGCCUGAUCCACUUCGGCUUCGUGGUCACCUACCUGUCAGAGCCUCUUGUCCGAGGCUAUACCACAGCUGCAGCUGUGCAGGUCUUCGUCUCACAGCUCAAGUAUGUGUUUGGCCUCCAUCUGAGCAGCCACUCUGGGCCACUGUCCCUCAUCUAUACAGUGCUGGAGGUCUGCCGGAAGCUGCCCCAGAGCAAGGUUGGCACCGUGGUCACUGCAGCUGUGGCUGGGGUGGUGCUCGUGGUGGUGAAGCUGUUGAAUGACAAGCUGCAGCAGCAGCUGCCCAUACCGAUACCCGGGGAGCUGCUCACGCUCAUCGGGGCCACAGGCAUCUCCUAUGGCAUGGGUCUGAAGCACAGAUUUGAGGUAGAUGUCGUGGGCAACAUCCCUGCAGGGCUGGUGCCCCCAGUGGCCCCCAACACUCAGCUGUUCUCAAAGCUCGUGGGCAGCGCCUUCACCAUCGCUGUGGUUGGGUUCGCCAUUGCCAUCUCGCUGGGGAAGAUCUUCGCCCUGAGGCACGGCUACCGGGUGGACAGCAACCAGGAGCUGGUGGCCCUGGGCCUCAGUAACCUCAUCGGAGGCAUCUUCCAGUGCUUCCCCGUGAGUUGCUCUAUGUCUCGGAGCCUGGUACAGGAGAGCACCGGGGGCAACUCGCAGGUUGCUGGAGCCAUCUCUUCCCUUUUCAUCCUCCUCAUCAUUGUCAAACUUGGGGAACUCUUCCAUGACCUGCCCAAGGCGGUCCUGGCAGCCAUCAUCAUUGUGAACCUGAAGGGCAUGCUGCGGCAGCUCAGCGACGUGCGUUCCCUCUGGAAGGCCAAUCGGGCGGAUCUGCUUAUCUGGCUGGUGACCUUCACGGCCACCAUCCUGCUGAACCUGGACCUUGGCUUGGUGGUUGCGGUCAUCUUCUCCCUGCUGCUCGUGGUGGUCCGGACACAGAUGCCCCACUACUCUGUCCUGGGGCAGGUCCCAGACACGGAUAUUUACAGAGAUGUGGCAGAGUACUCAGAGGCCAAGGAAGUCCCAGGGGUGAAGGUCUUCCGCUCCUCGGCCACCGUGUACUUUGCCAACGCUGAGUUCUACAGUGAUGCGCUGAAGCAGAGGUGCGGGGUAGAUGUCGACUUCCUUAUCUCCCAGAAGAAGAAACUGCUCAAGAAGCGGGAGCAGCUGAAGCUGAAGCAACUGCAGAAAGAGGAGAAGCUUCAGAAACAGGCUGCCUCCUCCAAGGGCGCCUCAGUUUCCAUUAAUGUCAACACCAGCCUUGAAGACAUGAGGAGCAACAACGUUGAGGACUGCAAGACGAUGCAGGUGAGCCCAGGAGAUAAGAUGGAAGAUGCAACAGCCAAUGGUCAAGAAGACUCCAAGGCCCCAGAUGGGUCCACACUGAAGGCCCUGGGCCUGCCUCAGCCAGACUUCCACAGCCUCAUCCUGGACCUGGGUGCCCUCUCCUUUGUGGACACUGUGUGCCUCAAGAGCCUGAAGAAUAUUUUCCAUGACUUCCGGGAGAUCGAGGUGGAGGUGUACAUGGCGGCCUGCCAAAGCCCUGUGGUCAGCCAGCUUGAGGCUGGGCACUUCUUCGAUGCAUCCAUCACCAAGAAGCAUCUCUUUGCCUCUGUCCAUGAUGCUGUCACCUUUGCCCUCCAACACCCGAGGCCUGUCCCCGACAGCCCUGUUUCGGUCACCAGACUCUGAACAUGCUGCAUCCUGCCCAAGACUGCACCUCUGGAGGUGCAGGGCACCCUUGAGAAGCCCCUCACCCCUAGGCCGCCUCCAGGUGCUACCCAGGAGUCCCCUCCAUGUACACACACGCAACUCAGGGAAGGAGGUCCUGGGACUCCAAGUUCAGCACUCCAGGUCUGGGACAGGGCCUGCAUGCAGUCAGGCUGGCAGUGGCGGGGUACAGGGAGGGAACUGGUGCAUAUUUUAGCCUCAGGAAUAAAGAUUUGUCUGCUCAA
Messenger RNA from Pongo pygmaeus (Bornean orangutan), 5019 nucleotides. RefSeq names its product solute carrier family 26 member 6 (gene SLC26A6). The coding region runs from base 2477 to 4756 and encodes 759 amino acids. Gene Ontology annotation, cellular component: membrane. Lineage: Eukaryota; Metazoa; Chordata; Mammalia; Primates; Hominidae. Gene Ontology annotation, biological process: sulfate transmembrane transport. Gene Ontology annotation, molecular function: secondary active sulfate transmembrane transporter activity. The record is from RefSeq and is a predicted model, not a curated record. The transcript is spliced from 21 exons.